This is a messenger RNA of Podospora pseudocomata, 2611 nucleotides long. It is a transcript of the gene STS1, whose product is annotated as Tethering factor for nuclear proteasome sts1. The record is from RefSeq and is a predicted model, not a curated record. The coding region runs from base 606 to 1529 and encodes 307 amino acids. NCBI's taxonomy places the organism in Eukaryota, Fungi, Ascomycota, Sordariomycetes, Sordariales, Podosporaceae. The transcript is spliced from 3 exons. Gene Ontology annotation, molecular function: proteasome binding. Gene Ontology annotation, cellular component: nucleus; nuclear membrane. Gene Ontology annotation, biological process: nuclear protein quality control by the ubiquitin-proteasome system; proteasome localization.
UCUUCUUAUGGCCUUCAUGUAGAGCCCAUGGAUCUUGAUCUGGAAACUGGUCUCGUGGGACUGAAGUCAGUUCUUCCAGCCGUUUGUGACGGGCAACAAGCAAGCUGGAUCCAAAGUUGGUGGAUCCAUUGGUACCCGAUCCGUUGCUAAGAUGCAACAAACACUGCGUGCGCUGUUCCCUGAAAGACAGCAUAUGUGUGCAAGGCAGGAGACUGCCUCUUUGGGCUAGCACAGGCCCAUCGCCAGCAAACCAGCAGCGGGCAAAUUCCUCGUCGGCUCUCCACUCCGGCGCAGCCCUUGCUCCCCUAAACUUCCUUUGACCACCUCACACUUCACUUCCUGACUGGUCCGACCCAAGCCUGCGAGCCGGGGUCGCCUGGAUGCUCUCUGGUCACUCUCCGCCGCACCUCCCUCAAUUUUCCCAUCCCACUCCACACAGACCGCCUCUCAUCUUCCUCCAAUUCACCAUCUGACAUCUGGCAAUCGGCGAGUCGUCCGCUCUGCUGCGCUGUCGACCAAACCCAACCAGACAAACCCUCGCAAUCCACAAACCCGACGUCGCUAAGCUGCAGAGGGACCUGCUUUGCUGCACCCGCAACCGCACAAUGAACGCUGUGUUGUCACCGCAACCACCGAUUUUCCCUCAUCAGCACGAAACCACCCGGAUCUCGCCCUCUCGAUCCAUGUCACCAUAUAACAACAUGGCAUCCAGAAAGAGGAAGGCCGACGACGAUAAUGACGACAUGUCGGUCUCGCCCCUGAGCUCGCCAGCCCUUCCAUCCAGACCGAUUGUCAGGCCGUCAAAAAAGAUCCGACAAGCCAACGACGACGUAGCCGCCCGCCCGCUGUCACUUCCCCGUCUUCUCGAAACUCUCACCAACGACCAACUCCGAACAGUCCUCCAAACCAUCUGCGAACGACACCCCGAUAUUGGGCACGAGGUGGUCACUAGCGCGCCACGACCGACCGUCGCCUGUGCGCUCGAUAUCUUGGCCGGGUACCAGGAGAAGCUACACGAUGCAACUCCACUUGGCCAUACGAACUCCGAUUAUGCCUAUUUCCGAGUGAAGCAACAGCUGGGCGCCCUCCUCGAUGCCAUUUCCGAUUUCACGUCACAAUUCCUCCCGCCGUUGGAGCAGCAGACAAACAUAUCAUUGCAGUUUUUGGACGGUGUCACCAAAGUCAUUCACGAACUCCCCGACUGGGAAAACCAAUCACAUCGCCACCACAAGGAUGCUGCGUACGAUGAGAUUUCGGCGGCAUGGGCACUUGUCAUCACGGAAGCUUCAAAAAGAGGCGGAGGUUUUAUCGUUCAUACCGGAGGCUGGGACCAGAGGCUAGUAAAGCACAAUCAACAGUCAGGAGGCAAAAUGGGACAGGCCAUCAACGCCUUGGCGGUGGAAGUCGGAUGGCAAGGACAGAACCCGAUUACCGAUACACCGGCUCCGUCAGGGAGGGACCCUAACUCGAUCUUGAACCAGCUUAUUAACGGUGCAUACGGUUCACCCGUUCGUGUUGGACCUUGGUAAGUAGCAACAAACUAGGUUGCUACUUCACCGGUUCUUACAUUUAAAGAAGGGGCGUAAAUCUUUGUGACGAAAAGCCUUUGCGACAAUUUUCUUUACUAGCUAUUUCCACUCUCGGGAAACGAAGGAUUCAGGGGCGACAAGGGAUAGACUUUGGGGUGCUGGUCAUGGGGCGAGGGGUUCUGGCUUUUUAUUAUUUUUCUUUUUCUUUUGUUUGUUUACGCACACACACUCGGCGUUUUGCUGUUGUACUCCUUUAUUAUCGAUAUCCAGACAACAAGAUUUUUCCUUUUACUUACUCAUCACCAUGUACAGGGCAGGACGCAAGCAGGACCGAUAAGGGUUUAUUCAUGGCUUUGAGCCAUGGGAAACCUGCUUGCUGAGUUCUUUUCUUUUGUAUUUAAGUAUCCUUCUUAUGUCUUUCGGUGUCUUUGGCUUGGAAUUAUUGUUUAAGGGGAGGGUAUGUACCGUGGCGUGGGUACAAUGGGUGGAUGGGAAGCAGCUCAGAAACUUUGUACGAAAACUGAUGUUGCUUUGUUGUCUUUGCAGCCCCUUGCUUCUGGUGAUUGUGGGCUGUGGUGUAUGCAGAAGUACUUUUCUCCAGGCUGCUUCAGUUUUAUGGCGGUGGAUCUGUUGAUGUGGAUUUGUUUUACCUUCAAUGUCUGGUUUGGUCUCUCUCUGUACUGGACUGGUCAUGGUGGACAAGAGUGGUGGUCGGCAUGCUGACCGACCAAGAAGGAUGGUCUGGAGUCUUGCUUCACAUAUAUAUAUCUAAAUAGAAAAUAUCCGUUUAGCUUCGUUUAGUGAGUUGUGGUGAUCAAUAUAGUGAUUCCUUAUGGGGAUAUGACGGUUCAGACGGUUGGUUUGGGGAGUUUGAAACACAACUCCCGAUCUACGAAUGGAGAGAGAAGAUGGAAAAUAACUGAAAACUUGGCUGGCUGUGCGUUUCAGUUGUUGGGGUAUUGGGGGGAUCAACGGAUAGAAGGUUACUGGCUAUGCUAUGGAGAGUCUUUACCCGGUUCAGAGCUUGUGGGUGUUGAAACAAGAUGUAAACCAUCAUGUUGUCAAUAGAAAGUCACCAACUG